AUGCAUUUCCAAUACAUUAGGGUUACAUUAUUAACAUAUUCUUUGGAAAAACAUUUUCCUUCACGAGAUUCAGCUAUCUUUAUUGCAUCACUUAAAGAUAAUUUCUUAGUCAUUGCAGUUAAUGAAACUAUACCUUCGAAAAAACAGAAUCCAUUCGCUCCUAAAUAUUCAUUUAGACUACUAGUUGCAGGCACCUCUGAGUCUGGAAAGAUGAGCAUAAUAGUGCAUUUGCUUAUAGGAAGUAAAUAUCCAAAAAUAUAUCCAUGGAUGUCUGGUAAAAAACAUGGUCAUAAAAUACCAAAGGAAGCAAUACAAUGUUUUUAUAAAUUUAUAGCUAUGGAUAAACAAGCUCCAUGGUAUGAAAAUGUGAGAUUCAAGCUGAUCGCACCUGAAGAACUACCUGAUAUUUCAUCUUUCAAAAGAACUAGCCGAUUUACUGUUAUAGUCUUUGAUGAUCUUGCCAGCGAACCUCUGGCAACUCAACUAAAAAUUAUUUCUUUCUUUAGCGAAUUCUUAAAGAUACAUACACAUGAUGUUUAUGAACCUUUAGCAAAAAAAAUUUAUGAAGUAAUAAAAAAGCACUUUGUGGUUAUUGAUAUCCAAAGACCAUCUAAUGACCCCUUAUCAAUUAGAUUUAGAUGGGAUAAGUCUUUAAAGGAUUGGCAAAAUAGUUGA
This is a messenger RNA of Racocetra fulgida, 675 nucleotides long. The record is from the annotation of a GenBank genome assembly. Lineage: Eukaryota; Fungi; Glomeromycota; Glomeromycetes; Diversisporales; Gigasporaceae.